CUCUUUCCCCAACCACCACUAUCGCAAAUAGUCCACGCGAGGAUGAGCACACCCACACGGAAGAUCGGCGGCGCAGACGUGUCCGAGAUUGGAUUUGGCGCGAUGGGGAUUGCGGCGUUCUACGGGGCGACCGAGCCGGAUGAGGAGCGGUUCAAGGUGUUGGAUGCGGCAUAUGAAGCGGGUUGUCGCCACUGGGACACUGCGCACAUCUACAACGACAGCGAGGAAUUACUCGGAAAAUGGUUUAAGCGGACGGGGAAGCGGAGCGAGAUCUUCCUGGCAACCAAAUUUGGGAUUCCGGCGGACGGCAGCGGGCCGCGCGGCGACCCCGCAUUCGUCCGUGAGCAGUUCGCGACAUCCAUCCAGCGCCUCGGCGUCGAUUAUGUCGACUUGUAUUACCAGCACCGGGUGGACCCGAAGACGCCGAUUGAGGUCACAGUCGGCGCGAUGGCCGAGCUCGUCAAGGAGGGUAAAGUGAAGUAUCUUGGGCUGUCGGAGUGCUCCGCGAAAGCGCUACGACGGGCACACGCCGUACACCCAAUCUCGGCCCUGCAAAUCGAGUAUUCGCCGUUUGUGCUGGACAUCGAGGACCCCAAGGUCGGCCUGCUGGCCACCGCACGUGAGCUCGGCGUCACCGUCGUCGCCUACUCGCCUCUCGGCCGCGGCCUCCUCACCGGCCGAUACAAAUCGCCAGAAGACUUUGAACCGGGGGACUUCCGGCGCACGAUCCCCAAAUACUCGGCGGCAAACUUCCCCAAGAUCCUCGAGGUCGUGGCGCGCCUGGAGAAGAUCGGCGCGCGGCACGGCGCGACCGCGGGGCAGGUGACUCUCGCGUGGAUCCUCGCGCAGGGCCCCGAGUUCGUGCUCAUCCCCGGCACCAAGAGUAUCAAGUACUUGACAGAGAACAUCGGCGCGUCGAAGGUGCAGCUGAGCGCCGAGGAGGUCGCAGAGGUACGUGCGAUCGCGGAGGAGUGCGAGACGGCGAUUCCCGGGACACGGUAUGCGGGCCAGCGCAUGGAGUGGCUGCUGCUGGAUAGCCCGGAGCUGCAGAAGUGA
This is a messenger RNA of Mycena indigotica, 1056 nucleotides long. RefSeq names its product Aldo-keto reductase. Gene Ontology annotation, cellular component: cytoplasm. The record is from RefSeq and is a predicted model, not a curated record. Lineage: Eukaryota; Fungi; Basidiomycota; Agaricomycetes; Agaricales; Mycenaceae. The transcript has 7 exons. Bases 43 to 1056 code for a protein of 337 amino acids.